Molecule: messenger RNA, 2489 nt
Organism: Scylla paramamosain (green mud crab)
Lineage: Eukaryota; Metazoa; Arthropoda; Malacostraca; Decapoda; Portunidae
Product: glucoside xylosyltransferase 1-like
Exons: 8
Coding region: 197-1345 (382 amino acids)
Biological process (GO): protein O-linked glycosylation via N-acetylgalactosamine
Molecular function (GO): UDP-xylosyltransferase activity
Source: RefSeq, a predicted model, not a curated record
GGACGGAGCGAAAAGGAGGCCAGUUAGGCCAGCGGCGGCAGACGAGGAGGUACUAGUGUGGGUGAUGCCUGGCUCGGCGUGGCUUUUACUAUGCUAGAGGAACCCUGCCGUUGAUGUUCCCGCUUUGCUCUGUGGAUGAUAGUCAGUCUGAUGAAGUUAUAGUGCAGUGAAAGACUGUGCAUCGAGCGCUUGAAUCAUGAAACCCCUUUGUUUCCGCCGGGCCCGAAUGCGAGGCACCAUCGUGUACCUCCUCACAGCACUGUUCUACUCGGCUCUCCUGCUGCUGAUGCUGAGCCACUCUGGCCUGGACUUGAACAGCGACUCCAUCACCUACAUCACAUUUGGCAGUACUGACCAAGACAAGAAGAAUGAAGUGGUGUUCUUCAUCAUUCUUUGCGAAGGAAAUGCCCAGCGGGAGGAGGCGUCAUCCAUUGCAAGGCAGCUGCGCCAGGCGGCCGUCAUGGUCAAGUCUGCUGCUGCCCUCACCUCCACAACCCUUAGAUAUCUGGUGGUGGCUGACUCGAAGGAGCUUUACUAUAACUUCUCUAAUCUGACGUCAGGGUGGCCUGUGGAGUACCAGAGGCGUGUAUCAUUUGAGUGGUAUCCCGUGUGGUACCCAGAGGACAGGGAGGACAUGCGGUCAAUGUUCAGAACGUGUGCCACAGAGAGACUCUUCCUUCCAGACAUGUUUCCUUCUGUUGAUGCUGCAAUAUACGUUGACACUGACCUGAUAUUCCUGAGUCCGCCUGAAGACCUGUGGGCGGAAUUCCAAAAGUUCGAUGAAGUGCAGGUAGCGGCGAUGGCUCCUUGCCUCUAUCACUAUGGCUCCUUCAGAAAUAAAGUACCUUUCUAUGGUGACACUGGCCUCAACGCUGGGGUGAUGCACAUGAACCUGACCCGGAUGAAGGAUUUCCCUGGGGGAGGAUGGAUUGCUGCUAAUAUGAAGGUUUUUGACAUUUUCAAGAAAAGGAUCAAGCUGGCAGACCAAGACAUCCUUAACAUUCUUUUUUACAAGUAUCCUGAGUACCUGUUUGAGUUGGGCUGUGAAUGGAACUACAGGAUGUACCAGUGCUCAGAUGGAAACAAGUGUCCUGGUGCUGCCAGGUCAGGGAUCUCCAUUCUGCAUGGCAAUGCAAUGUCUUUUGUGAAGGGAAAUGAAAUGAAACUACAAACUGUGUUUGAGGUGUGGGAGCAGCAUGAGCUGGGGAAGCCACUUACCAUUCUACUGAGUGAGCUGGAGAGGAAGCUGAAGUUUGUGUCUUCCCAGCACCUCCCCUCUAAAUGUGUUCGCACCCAUAACAUUGAUGACAUGCUGACUAGAGCAAUCAAGAAACAUAUCUUGUAAAGAGCAUGUGUGUGUGCAUUUAUUACCUAUUUAUUUAUUUAUUUGUAACAUAAGUGAGAGGAGUUAAGCUCAUACUGUCCCAUCUCCAUAACUGUUUUUAUCCAACAUUAAAGUUCUUUACAGUCAUGAAUAUUUCUAUUUCUAGCACGCACCACUUCCCCUCCAGUCAAUUCCAUGGCUUCAAUGCUUCUAUGAGAGAAGCAGGUGCCUGCUUUGUUUUCUUCUAUGUCCCUCAUUUCUCUUUUGUUCAUUACAAAUAGGUCUUCCCUAUCUAGUUUGUGCAAUCAAGUCACCUCUCUCAUAUGUGUGUGUGUGUGUGUGUGUUGUCAGCUCAACAAGUUGGCCCCUUGAACAGUGUGAUAUGACAGACUAUUCUAGAAUAAAGAGGCUGAUUAUGGGGGGACCUGAACUGCAGGCACACUAGUUUAUUUGUUCUUAUCAGAAAGGUGAGUAAUUGUGUACUGAACUGAAUGGUGUGCCCAAUGCAGUAUUGGUAUUAUUGCACAAUGCAACUAAGAGUAUAUAUAAUCUAGCUGUGAAAUGCAUUAAAGUUUCCCCAAGUGCUUAUGGGUUGAUUUAAAUAGAGGUGACAUUUUGCUGCACUGUUAGAUAAUCUGAGCUCCAGUCUUAUUGUUCUUUAAAGAAAAAUAAGAGUGGCUUCAAUAAUUUAGUGUGUAGAACAAUUAUUUUUAGACAUGUGAUGUGGAUAUGCAGAGAUUGAACCUUUUAGAAGGGGUGAUACCCGAGUAACAAUUUUUUUUCCAAAUUUUAAUGUCAGUUCUAGUGAGGCAGCUUUUUACUGUACAAAUGUAGCAAUUACAGGGGGUUAGAAUUUUCCAGUUUACUAAUUUAUUUGGUAUGGUGUCCUUUUUAGAAUUAAAGAUCUCCAACAUGCUUAGUGUGAAAGCACAAGAACUACAUUCCAAUAGGGAGUGGUCUUUAUGGGGGUUGCAUAAACUGACAUCACAAGUUUUCUAGAGAUUUAGUGUGGACUUCAGGUUUAAUUUUUGGUUUACUUAUACAAUGAAUCUAAUCUGAUAAUGAAAUUUUAAGCUAGUGUGCCAAUUAAGAGUCCCAGAUCAGGAUGAUUGUUGGUGUGAUCUUAGAUUGAAUUCUCCAUAUUUAAAAUAGAAUAUUAUCUGAU